CCCACAGCUCUAGCCACGGAGUCUCGGUAGCACUUCCGAUCCUGAAGAAGCUGUAGUUGUUCGGUAUGCUUCAUGAAACGCCAUUGGAAUGCCUCGCGAGGCCCUUCAUAGCGAAGGACGACCCAUAAAAAGAAAGGCGGGCAGGCACUUCUAGCCGCUGUCAUUUUCAUCUCAAUCCCUUUAUUUUCCUCAAAGCCUUCUCAAGCUCAUCUCAUUUAUAUAUCCAAACACUAUGUCAAUAAAGGACAAGGUCAUUGUCAUCACUGGCGCUGCCUCCGGUAUGGGCCUCGAAACCGCUAAACUCUUCUCUAGCAAAGGCGCGAAACUGUCUAUUGCAGACGUCCAAGAGAAGCCCCUCAAGGAGCUUGAAGCCGAGUUACGGGAGUCUGGAGCCCAGGUCCUCGCAACUGUCGUAGAUGUCAGCGAUAAGAAACAGGUGGAGGACUGGAUUGCAGCCACCGUGUCCAAAUUUGGCAAACUCGAUGGCGCAGCAAACCUCGCAGGCGUUAUCGGAAAACAGAACAAUAUCGCUAGGAUAGAGGAAGUCGAUGAUGAGGACUGGGAAUUCAUCAUGGGCGUGAAUUGCAAGGGUCUCUUAAAUUGUAUGCGCGCUGAGAUUCCACACUUCAACAACGGUGGCUCCAUUGUGAAUGCUGCCAGCAUCCUAGGUCUUAUGGGCUCAAAGAAGAGCGUCGCCUACGUUGCAUCGAAGCACGCAGUGGUCGGUAUGACGAGAGCAGCGGCGAAGGAACUGGGGGAGAGGAACAUAAGAUGCAACUGCUUCUGCCCCGGUCCCAUCGACACGCCCAUGUUCAGGAAGUCUGCAGAGAUUCGAGGCACAAAGAUGGAUUUGAGCUUUCUUGCUUUGAACCGAGCAGCUAACCAGGCGGAAGUACCACCACUCAUCGAGUUUCUCAUUUCCGAUAACUCAUCGUUCAUAACUGGUAACGCAAUGCCCAUCGACGGCGGCUGGUACUGCUAGAUCACUUAAAUAUCAUUCAGUCAGACAUAUUUUAAGCUUUGUAAUAUGUCAUCGCCCAGAGUUUUUCACUUUUCACGUACAAUCGACCUUGAUUCAUUCAUAUUCCUAACCAGGUUGAGUAAAAGCGGACCUACA
Messenger RNA from Lindgomyces ingoldianus, 1117 nucleotides. Its product is annotated as 3-alpha--hydroxysteroid dehydrogenase. The transcript is spliced from 2 exons. The record is from RefSeq and is a predicted model, not a curated record. Lineage: Eukaryota; Fungi; Ascomycota; Dothideomycetes; Pleosporales; Lindgomycetaceae. Gene Ontology annotation, molecular function: oxidoreductase activity. Bases 233 to 982 code for a protein of 249 amino acids.